Molecule: messenger RNA, 1141 nt
Organism: Ostrea edulis (European flat oyster)
Lineage: Eukaryota; Metazoa; Mollusca; Bivalvia; Ostreida; Ostreidae
Product: radial spoke head protein 9 homolog
Exons: 5
Coding region: 196-1023 (275 amino acids)
Biological process (GO): axoneme assembly; motile cilium assembly; cilium movement involved in cell motility
Cellular component (GO): radial spoke; axoneme
Source: RefSeq, a predicted model, not a curated record
AACCUUGUUUCUGUUACGAAAUAGUUCUGCUCAAACUAAUAAAUAAAAAAGAAAACAUUUCAAAGACCAAGAAUAAUUUAAGCAUGCGCAAUGUUUACUUCACCUUGGCAACACCGACAUUGACAACAGACAAGUUUUGCCGUUUACUUUCUUCACCCGAGGUUUCUCCAUUGCAGUAAGCAAUUAACAGUAAAAAUGGAUUCAGAAGGUCUUCAUUUGAAUAUUGACUACGUCGGGAGCAGCGGAAUUAUUCUAAGCCCGGAACAAAAAGCUGCUCUCCAGACUUCCCUUGUUAUUUUGAAGAAUUCUGGCAAAUUCAACAGAGUUUACUUCUGGGGUAAAAUUCUUGGUGUAAAAGAUGAUUACUUCAUUGCACAAGGUGUAGGGAGGGAUGAAAUCGAAGAGAGGAAAACUUUCUACAGCAAAGAUUGUGUACAUUGGGGUCUUUUACCACCAGCAACUAAAGCUAUGAAAGAACAAAGUAAGCUAGCCAAGGGGAGAUUCACUGGGGAUCCAUCCUACGAAUUUGAGCAUAUAGAACUGAAGAAGGCAGAGGAAGGAGAGGAAAAUGUGGAAGAGGAAACGAUAACAAUCAAGGAGGAAGACAGACUGUCUUCAGUUAUUGCUGAAAUUGACGAAGAUGUGAAAAUUGUACCAAGGGCAGCCUUCAUCAAAACUCCAGAAGGAAAAGUAAUUGCAAACAGAAGUUUCGAAGGUUUGUCAGUUUCUGAAGCAGCCAAACUGUGCUCCUACAUGCACUUCCGUGAACCCAUCAAUCUCCAGGAGAAGUCCCUGUUACAGAAGGCAAACCUUGACAAGGCCAUUGAUUUCUUGGACACACUGGAGGAAGACAUUCCCAAAGGUUCCUGGAGUCUACAGUUUGAGCGAGGUAGUGGAUUGGUCACCCUCAGGAGUCUGUUGUGGUUAGGAUAUGUCAGUUAUCAUGUCCCUGGCACCCGUUUCUAUGGAUCCUGUUAUGUCGGUAAUGGAGAGAAAAACUUGGAUCUGCCAUUCAUGUUGUGAGAGGGCAGGACUUACUGUGUUACCAUUGUAAUCUUUGAAGAGACCUCAUAUGAAGUUCAACAACUUCAAUCUCAUUACUUGUAUAUAAAUUAUGUAAAAUAAAUUGUUUUUUAUUAUU